Messenger RNA from Brassicogethes aeneus, 1919 nucleotides. The record is from the annotation of a GenBank genome assembly. NCBI's taxonomy places the organism in Eukaryota, Metazoa, Arthropoda, Insecta, Coleoptera, Nitidulidae.
GUCUCGUCUAUGGUUCUGUCCACAGUGGUUUAGCCAUUGGUGUAGGAAAGUUGGUUGCCUGAUUUUCUGUUGGCUGCCCUGCUCGUAAACGGUUAUACAAUUUAAAUUUUGCAUUCAUUCGUAUGUCAAAGUAAAUAUUAGUGCGCUUAACAUGGAAGAAGUAAUUCGUUUUGAUAAAAGUUUGCAAGAAAGACUAACGGAAUUCCGAGAUUUAUUACCUGAUAACUUAACAGCUGCAAAUAAGGAAUGGUCAUUCUACUUGGAAUUAACUUUGGAUCCAAAUGGUUGGCAGGCGGUUUGGAAAAUACCAAGAACCACCUGUAAAGCAUUAAAAAUACCUUUUCCAUCUAUCAUACUCGUAUUUGUAUUGGAUGUGGACUUUAAGGAAUUAACUGCUUUAGUAAAGGUAUUAGCUGUUGAAGAUGAUGAUAUUCACAUUCACGAACAACACAGAGUGCCUUUGGUGCAAUUAUGGGUCACCAAAGAACAAGAUGAAAGUAUUGCGUUAAAUCUUCCAUCCACUGCUAAUGCAGUCGAUAUUUUGCGAUUCUUUUACACUAAAUUGCUUAUGCCGUGGGAUUUAGAUGAGCAUAAUGCUGACUGGAAAGAAAAGCAUUUGGAGCCUAGGCUAAGAUUGUAUUAUGACAUGAAGAAUGGAAUAAUUCCUAGGGCGACUGCUGAGCAUAUUGCCUCACUGUUGACUGAAGCUAGAAGGAUUCAAAAUCAACGUGAGAUUUUGGAGGAUAGUGUCAGCGACGUCGAUAAUGAGAAUGAAUUGUUUGAGAAUAAGAAUAUAGAGAAAUUGAUGGAGUUGCAUGUGAGGUUAUUGGAGAUUAAGAGUGAGUUGGAUAUUUUGGAGGAUCCUUUGCUGAGGAAAGUUAUUGUUAAAAGGCAAUCUGAGGAGGUAUCUGUAAAACAUACAUCAGAAAAAUUGGAAUUUUGGCUUGUUUACAAAAAAGGUUUAGUUGAUGAUUACCUUGGCUUCCUAAACAAAGUUAAGAGUGAUUUUGGAUCAAAUACACCCAUGACUUUUGUCUCAAACUUGGGUAACAUUUUAGAAAUAGCUAAUGUGAAUAGUACAUUUAUUUUAUGUGAGGGGAGUCAUGAAAUAAGAACCACUGGUGCUUUGGAAACAGGCGGCAGACUUAUAGGAAUUUCUGAUGGAAAUUCCACUGAGCUAUCAUCAGAAAGAGAUGAUAUUAUGUUGGAUUUCAUAGGCAAUAAUGUUGAAUUAAAAAAUAUGACAAUACAAGCUGGAAAAUCUCAGUGUGGAAUAGUCAUAAGAAAAGGAAAAGUAACAUUGGAAAAUGUUAAACUUGUUGGAGAUGGAGUUUCUUCUACACAGCAAGGGAUUAUUGUAUUAGCUGGUGCUGAGUUGGAAUUAAAAAACUGCAAAAUUGAAAAAUUUAGCACUGCUGUUGUGGGAAAUACAAAUUCUUCAAUUUUCUUAAGGAAUACUGAAAUUCAUAAUGUUAACUUUGGCUUGAAAAUUUUUGAUAAUUGUUAUGUCACUGCAGAAAAUUUUUCUUUAAAUGAUUGCAAGAAUUAUGGAAUUGUAUAUGAGACUGAAAAGAAUUUAGGAAAUAAUAAGGAAAAAAAUAAUGGAAAAUUUGAUUUGCUGCAAUUGAUUCCUCAUAUAAAAGUGGAUCACAUUACAGGAAAUAACAACAUUAAGGGGGAUGUUGUAAUUAGUCAAAAAUCAAAAAUAAAUCCCAUAAGAGAUCUUUUUGCAAAUCCAGAAUUUGAUUGCACAAUUUGUGAAGAAGGUGAUUCGGAAAUGAGUGAUAAUUUUAAUGUCACUGUUGUUGAGAAUAACAUUUCUCCAGUUCUUUAAGUUUCAAAUUUUUAUUUUAAAAAAUAUUAUAUAUUUUUGCAUUUUGGAAUUUGUUUUAUUUACAAAUAAAAAGUUUUUUAUUAUA